Helianthus annuus (common sunflower) is the source of this 1292-nucleotide messenger RNA. RefSeq names its product thaumatin-like protein 1b. The transcript is spliced from 4 exons. Gene Ontology annotation, biological process: defense response. NCBI's taxonomy places the organism in Eukaryota, Viridiplantae, Streptophyta, Magnoliopsida, Asterales, Asteraceae. The record is from RefSeq and is a predicted model, not a curated record. The coding region runs from base 102 to 938 and encodes 278 amino acids. Gene Ontology annotation, cellular component: extracellular region.
CAAAAUCACAAAACAACACCCUCAAAGCUUUUCCACUACCUUCCCUUUCCCUUUUCUCCCCUUUAUUCCAUCCAGAAUCCACCAUUCCAUUCCAAUCAAUAAUGGAUCAUCGUCUUCAUAUUCUCCUCACCAUAAUCUUCACAUUUUCAUUAUUUGCAGUGGUCCACUCCACAACUUUCAAGAUCGUCAACCGCUGCCGCCAUACCAUCUGGCCGGGGAUCCUCACCGGCGCCGACAGACCCCUCCUCAACCCCACCGGUUUCACUCUCACCCCGGGUAAAUCCAGAACCCUCCGGGUACCCGUUUCCUGGUCGGGUCGGCUAUGGGGUCGAACCGAUUGCACCACAGACUCCACCGGAAAACUAACUUGCAUCACCGCCGAUUGCGGCUCCGGCAAGGUGGCGUGCGAAGGCCGCGGCGCCGAACCCCCGGCGACCCUGGCGGAGUUCACCCUCAACGGCGAUCAGGGUUUGGAUUUCUAUGACGUCAGCUUGGUAGACGGUUACAACCUCCCCAUGUUGGUGAUUCCGAGGGGUGGUAAAGGCGGCGCGUGUAGUUCAACCGGGUGUUUGGUUGACUUGAACCGCGCGUGUCCUGUUGGGCUGAGAGUGGCGCGUAGUGCGAGUAGUCGGAGCGUGGUGGCGUGUAAGAGCGCGUGUGAGGCAUUUGGAGAUCCGAGAUUUUGUUGUAGUGAAGCGUAUAAUACGCCGGACACGUGUCCGCCGACGGAGUUUUCGGCGUACUUUAAACACGUGUGUCCACGGUCGUAUAGUUAUGCUUAUGAUGAUAAGACAAGUACUUUCACUUGUGUUGGUGCUGAUUAUAUGAUCAUUUUCUGUCCAUUACCUUACACCAGUGAAAAGUUGCUGGAAGCAAGGAAGGAGACUGCGGAUUUGCCACUUGUGAACAAAACCAUGUUGCAUAUAGGCCAUCGAUAAGCGUGAUCUGCGGUGGACUGAGGUUUUGUUUCGAUUCGUAAGAUGAUAGAAGUAUGUAUUUUUGUUUUGUUUAGAUGUUUAAUUUGCGUGGGUGGUUUAAGAUGGAUUAGUUUGUUGAUGAUUGAUGAUAUGGAAUGAUAAUGGAAAGGGCUGUAAAUGAAUCGAACGUUCAACGGACAGUUCGUGAACUGUUCGGGUGGAAGUUCGUUUUUGUUCGUUCGUUUAGUUGAUGACCGAACACGAACAAGAUAUUUCGUUCAAUUAACUAAAUAAACGAACACGAACAAAGGUCUCGUUCGUUCGACUGCGUUCGUGAACAUUCGGUAAUAUGUUUGUUUACGUUCGUUUUAUUUA